Messenger RNA from Mus musculus (house mouse), 915 nucleotides. It is a transcript of the gene Hoxc11, whose product is annotated as homeobox C11. Gene Ontology annotation, biological process: organ induction; anterior/posterior pattern specification; embryonic digit morphogenesis. Gene Ontology annotation, cellular component: nucleoplasm; nucleus. Bases 1 to 915 code for a protein of 304 amino acids. The transcript is spliced from 2 exons. The record is from RefSeq and is marked provisional. Lineage: Eukaryota; Metazoa; Chordata; Mammalia; Rodentia; Muridae. Gene Ontology annotation, molecular function: sequence-specific double-stranded DNA binding; RNA polymerase II cis-regulatory region sequence-specific DNA binding; DNA binding.
AUGUUUAACUCGGUCAACCUGGGCAACUUCUGCUCGCCUUCGCGCAAGGAGAGGGGCGCUGACUUCGGCGAACGAGGGAGCUGCACCUCCAACCUCUAUCUGCCCAGUUGCACUUACUACGUGCCUGAGUUCUCCACCGUCUCUUCCUUCCUACCCCAGGCUCCCUCUCGUCAGAUUUCUUAUCCCUACUCAGCCCAAGUGCCCCCGGUCCGGGAGGUCUCCUACGGCCUGGAACCGUCCGGGAAGUGGCACCAUCGGAACAGCUACUCGUCUUGUUAUGCGGCGGCCGACGAGCUUAUGCACCGGGAGUGCCUGCCUCCUUCCACAGUCACUGAGAUCCUCAUGAAAAAUGAAGGCUCCUACGGCGGCCACCACCACCCCAGCGCCCCGCACGCGGCCCCCGCCGGCUUCUACUCCUCAGUCAACAAGAACAGCGUCUUGCCCCAAGCUUUCGACCGCUUCUUCGACAACGCCUACUGCGGUGGGGGAGAUGCGCCCGCCGAGCCCCCCUGCUCCGGCAAGGGCGAGGCCAAGGGGGAGCCUGAGGCGCCCCCCGCCUCGGGACUUGCGUCCCGGGCAGAGGCCGGUGCUGAGGCCGAGGCCGAGGAGGAGAACACGAAUCCCAGCUCGUCCGGUUCUUCCCACUCGGCGACCAAGGAGCCGGCCAAGGGAGCCGCCCCCAACGCCCCCCGCACCCGCAAGAAGCGCUGCCCUUAUUCGAAAUUCCAGAUCCGGGAACUGGAGCGAGAGUUUUUCUUCAACGUGUACAUCAACAAAGAGAAGCGGCUGCAGCUGUCCCGGAUGCUGAACCUGACAGACCGACAAGUGAAAAUUUGGUUUCAGAACAGGAGAAUGAAAGAAAAAAAACUGAGCAGAGACCGGCUGCAGUAUUUUUCAGGAAAUCCACUGCUGUAA